AAAUUUCUUGCAAAAAAGAUUUUCAAAAUUAUCUCCAGAUAAAAUUUGGACAAACAGAAAAAUAUUUGAUAUUCUCUUAUAAACUACACAUCUGAGAUGCCUCGUCAACGUUCGGGCAGCGCUUCACCCAAGCCUACAGUAUCAGGGCGACAUGGCGGCAGCACCAAGAGCAACAGUCGCAACAGCAAUCGCAGCGUCUUCUCUCGAGGCUCCGACAGCCGAAAUGUGCCAGUUGUACAGCCCAAAAAAGUAGAUACCAAACCGGCAACAGUUCCAUCGCCCUCCACUACACCAGAACCAGCUGGUCGUUCCACCAGCGAUAUGAUGAAAGAUAUGGCAGCCACUGCAGCGGGAGUAGCCGUUGGCUCCGCUGUAGGUCACGCCGUGGGCGCUGGGAUAACGGGGGCAUUCAGUGGAGGCGGAGGUGGAUCUCAAACAGCAGAUGUUGCUCAGCAGCCGGCGGCAGAGCGGCGACCGCGCAGUGAACUUGUUGAGGAGGGUCCUUGCGCUUUUGAAAUUAAGCAGUUCCUCAAAUGCAGCGAGGAGAACAGUGAUCUCAACAUUUGCCACGACUUCAAUGAGGCCAUGAAAAGAUGUCGUCAGCGCUAUAAUCUUUAAUUUCAAGAGGAGGCACGAGACUGAGAGCGAUAGAGUUCUGAAGUUCUGCAUGAAAACAAAUUUCGCUUAUUGGUUGAUUGAAUUAAAUUAUUUAAACAUAGCUUAAUUAAAUGCGAGAUGGCAAGAAAAAAUUUA
Messenger RNA from Drosophila grimshawi, 753 nucleotides. RefSeq names its product coiled-coil-helix-coiled-coil-helix domain-containing protein 10, mitochondrial. Gene Ontology annotation, cellular component: mitochondrion; nucleus. The transcript has a single exon. Lineage: Eukaryota; Metazoa; Arthropoda; Insecta; Diptera; Drosophilidae. The record is from RefSeq and is a predicted model, not a curated record. Bases 97 to 618 code for a protein of 173 amino acids. Gene Ontology annotation, biological process: mitochondrion organization.